Messenger RNA from Cryphonectria parasitica EP155, 644 nucleotides. Its product is annotated as mRNA decapping enzyme DcpS N-terminal domain-containing protein. The annotation marks the transcript as partial. The transcript has 2 exons. Gene Ontology annotation, cellular component: nucleus; P-body. NCBI's taxonomy places the organism in Eukaryota, Fungi, Ascomycota, Sordariomycetes, Diaporthales, Cryphonectriaceae. The record is from RefSeq and is a predicted model, not a curated record. Gene Ontology annotation, molecular function: RNA 7-methylguanosine cap binding; hydrolase activity. Gene Ontology annotation, biological process: deadenylation-dependent decapping of nuclear-transcribed mRNA.
UGGAAUCAACCGUUCCCAGGACCAACGGUGCCAACCUACUACUUUGCAAGGCCGCUUGCCGAAACUGAUCUCCCUCAUAAUCUACGCGCCGUGCUCCUUCGUUCCCCUCCUCCCCGAGAAAUUUCUUCCCAAAAUGUCGAAGCCAGAGGAAUUGGUGCCGAGAUUCAAGCUCGGACGCCUGCUCAACCAGGACCAGGCAGGGCGGAGGACGUCGCUAUGCGGCACCAUCGACGAGCAGCCUGCGCUGCUGAUUCUCGAGCGCGCCCCUUUCCCCAGCUCCAGUGACUACCUGGGCUCUAUAACGGGUAGCCUGCGAACGCUCAAGAAUCUCGGUGCCAAUGACAUCUACUAUUGGUACAUGGCCGGCAGCGGUGCAGUUGACGGUGCGGACAGUGCCGAGUUUGCCGACCUCAAGAUCAACCUGAUCUACCCUUGCACAGAGCAACACAUCAAGAAGUAUAGCAAGCAGGGAGUGCGCUUCGUGACCGAGACCCCAGAAAUCUACCGCCAAAGGAUCUGGCCGCACAUGCAGGCCAAGCGCGACGAGGGCCGGCUGAACUGGGUGUUCAAUAUCAUUGAGGGCCGCAAAGAGGUGGAAGAUGUGAUAUACAGAACCCCUCUCGGCCAGGCGGGCGAGGAGGGGU